AUGGAUGAAGGUUCCACUCCAAGCUCCUUCUAUUCAUCGGCUAUGAGUACUUCUAGUUCCCUUGCGCCCGGCGACCGUAUUUUGGCUGUUAAAUCCUCUGUUGAUGGUAUUGGUUGGAACGAUCUCUAUCGUGAAACACUCGAAAGCUUCGUCGAACGUGUACACAUCACCACCAUGCACGCCUAUUCUUUCUCAAAAUUCAUCUUCCUUCGGGA
Messenger RNA from Rhizopus microsporus ATCC 52813, 215 nucleotides. RefSeq lists its product as uncharacterized. Lineage: Eukaryota; Fungi; Mucoromycota; Mucoromycetes; Mucorales; Rhizopodaceae. The annotation marks the transcript as partial. The transcript has a single exon. The record is from RefSeq and is a predicted model, not a curated record.